UUUGAGUUUAAUUGUCUUUUUCUCGGCGUCAUGGGUUACAUCUGUGCAGUUAAAGGUUGUAGUAACAAAACUAACAAUGCUAAAGGACGCACAUUUAGGUUUUUUCGCUUUCCUGCUGUUUUAAAAAACAGGGGAGAUAAAAUUCGCAAGUUGUGCGAAGAUCGCAGACGAAAGUGGUUAGCAAAUAUUGCCAGAAAAGACUUAGACGAUAAAAAGGCUGAAAAUACCAGAGUUUGCAGCAACCAUUUUAUUAGUGGUAAACCUGCUGAUAUUAUGGGCACAACAAAUCCCGAUUGGGCUCCAACGGUUAAUUUAGGACACAGCAACGUUGGUGAUGUUUCCAUGGCGGUCAACAGAAAUGCACGCGCGAAAUCAAGGCAAAAAAAGCGCAAAGAAAUCGUAGAGCAAGGAAGAGUUGAUAUGGCCAAUACUUAUCAAGAGAUUGAAAUAACAUCCCAUGACUUUGAAGAUCCGACAAGUAGCAUAAUAAAUACUCCAGAAGAGUUUGAAUUAAAUAAAUCAGCUCAAACUGAACAUACCCCAACAAGAGAUCAGGCAUGUCAAACAGACAUUGGCAUGAGUCAAUUGGAGGAAGAAAAAAUUUAUCUUCAAAGUGUCCUUGAGGAAUUAAGUAAUUUAAGGAAACAUUUGGUGUCUGUCAAACUAACUGAAGAGACAUUCAAAGAAAACUCAGAGAAAACAAAGUUUUACACUGGAUUGCCAAAUUACAACACCUUGAACUGUGUUUAUAAAUAUAUCCAUCCUCACACCAAAAGAAACAGUCAGAAUGCACUUGAUGCAUUUAGUGAGUUUAUUCUUGUUCUGUUAAGGUUAAAGUUAAACCUUCCAUUGCAAGAACUUGCCUACCGUUUUUACAUUUCAUUAGCCACAGCUUCUAGAAUUUUUGACGGAUGGAUACAUGUGAUGAGCAUUAGGCUGCAGUUUUUAAUUCAUUGGCCAGAGCGAGAGGAACUACAAGCUACAAUGCCCGUAGUGUUUUAGCGCAAUUUUGGCAAAAAAGUGUCAGUCAUUAUUGACUGUUUUGAGGUGUUUGUAGACAGGCCAAGUAGUCUUAUAGCAAGGGCAAUGACUUAGUCUAACUACACGCAUCAUAACACAAUCAAAUUUUUAAUAGGAAUAACACCUCAAGGUGUUAGAUCUUUUAUUUCAAAGGCAUGGGGAGGCUGGGUUUCUGAUAAACACCUCACAGAACACUGCUCAAUACUUAGUAAACUUUUACCUGGAGACAUAGUUCUAGCAGACAGGGGGUUCGAUAUAGCUGACAGUGUUGGGUUUUAUCAAGCCAAGUUACACAUCCCAGCCUUUACAAGAGGGAAAUCACAGCUGGCAGCCGAUGACAUAGAGGAGACUAGAAAAAUUGCUAAUGUCAGGAUCCAUGUCGAAAGAGUAAUUGGUCUUGUCCGCAGAAAGUUCUGUAUAUUGCAGAGUAUUUUGCCAGUGCAGUUAAUUACAGCCAAGCCAGGAGAUGACCUGGCUCCUAUAGACAAAAUCGCCAUCAUUUGCUGUGCACUCACAAACCUUUCUGAGUCAAUUGUCCCAUUUCAAUAGAGAAAUUAUCACAUGUAAUGUAUCCGUCAUUUUACAAACAAUAUUUUAUUUCAUUUAGUAUUGAAAUACUGAUUAAAAGAAAAUUCAAAACUGAUGUAUUGUACAGUUCAAAAUACACAAUCAAAUGAUUAUUAAAACUAAUUUUAAGUA
Molecule: messenger RNA, 1719 nt
Organism: Nematostella vectensis (starlet sea anemone)
Lineage: Eukaryota; Metazoa; Cnidaria; Anthozoa; Actiniaria; Edwardsiidae
Exons: 3
Coding region: 31-1002 (323 amino acids)
Source: RefSeq, a predicted model, not a curated record